GCCUCGUUUGCGCAUUGCUUGAUCGUAUCCCCUCAGGCUGCAGAAACAGGCCGUCAGACCACUGUCGCUUGAUUUCCAGUGUGUCAUUACCAUUGAACCAGAACUCACUCAACACUUUCCCAAGCCACACAUUACCUACCAUGGCGAACCCAUCUCAGCACGGCUGUGGUGUAGUCUCGGUAGCACCGACGUCAGCCGACUUGGAGUUGGCUCCCAUUCCGGACCCCGCACCGGUCACGACUGCCCCCGCUCCGACCGGCCCCACCCCGUCAAAAGACGCGGACCCUUUCCUGGUUACCUUUGCACAGCCGCAUGACGCCGAGAAUCCUCUCGACUGGCCCGCGGGUCGAAAGUGGAUGGUUACCGACGUGCUAUCGGCUACGGGUUUCAAUCGCAUCAUGGUGUCAACAAUCAUGGCACCCGCCUUGACAAACAUUGCGGCGGAGCUCGACAUGACCUCCACUGAGUCCGCCAUGGCUUUGUCCAUCUACCUCCUCGCCACCGCCUUUGGCCCCCUCGUAAUGGGACCAUUGUCCGAGAUCUACGGUCGGCAGAUCGUCCUCCAUACCUCAAGCGUGUGGUUUCUCAUCUGGAACGUGCUCUGUGGGUUCGCAAACACCAAGGGAACGCUCAUUGCGGCUCGCUUUCUGGCUGGCUUCGGCGCUAGUUCUAUCUAUGCCCUCGGAGGAGGAGUUCUCGGCGACAUCUGGCGUCCUGAACAGAGAGGCCAGUCUCUUGGGUUCUAUCUUCUCAUACCUCUCCUGGGCGCAGCCGUUGGCCCAAUCAUCGGCGGCUUCAUCGCGGCGCGUACGACAUGGCGAUGGAUGUUCUGGUCUACUUCCAUAUUCCAAGCCGCCAUGAUAGUCGUCUCCUUCUUCAGCUUCCCAGAGUGCUACGCUCCGCUCAUCCUACGCCGGCGGGCUGCUCGUCUCCGCAAGGAAACCGGCGAUACGAGAUAUUACACGUUCAACGAGAGAAUAGACGCUGGCAAGUCCACUUUGGCGGUCAUCAGAAACUCCCUCACACGACCCCUUCGACUGCUGCUCUUCCAUCCAAUCAUUCAGGUGUCGGCCGUCCUGUCAGGAUUCAACUAUGGUAUCUUGUAUGUCACGCUGUCGACCUUUGCGGACAUCUGGAAACAGCAGUACGGCCAGUCUGUGGAGAUUAGCGGACUGCAUUACAUCGCCUGCUCUUUCGGCGAGCUCGUUGGGUCCCAAUUGGGUGGACUGAUGAUGGACCGCUUGUACAAGCGUCGAGACCAACCUACACCAGAGUCUCGAGUCAUGCUCGCAUUCUUUGGUAUUGUUCCGGCCUGGCUGGGUACUCUGUUUUACGGUUGGACAGCACAGUAUCGCCUCUACUGGCUAAUCGUCGAUGUCGGAGUUGUUGUCAUGAUGUUUGGCAUGCAGCUAAGUGGAAUGCCUAUGACGGCUUACGUGAUCGACGCAUACGCAGAGCAUACUAGCAGUGCUAUGGCAGCGAUUCAGUUUGUCAAGAGCUUGACUGCUUUCUUGUUCCCGCUGUUCGCCCCGAGCAUGUAUCACGCACUCGGAUAUGGCUGGGCCAAUACUUUGAUGGCCCUGGUGGGCGCAAUGCUUGCUGUCCCCCAUCCCAUUCUUAUCUGGAAGAAGGGAGCCCGGCUGAGAGCUAGGGCGAUUUCGACGUACUGAGCAGUAUCCUUAUACCGUAGACUUCGAGCCACCUGUGUGGGCAAUUAGUAAUAGGAGCUGUCAUUGUAGGAGUAAUAGCAGUAAUAGGAACAAGAGAAAGAAAGCCCAGGUUGAUAUUGAGCGGUCAAUUGUUGCGCUAUCUAAGGUACUUGGUAAAAAGAAAUGGCUCAAGAAGCACAACAUUACCUGCCUCGCGUACCUGCCUCACCUAACCAUGCCUUUCUUUUUCUAUCCACCUACCUACCUUACACAAACGCAUCUGACUUCGUCCUCUUCAACCUCUAUGAGAAUAUUCCAACAAAAUCAAUGAACGGGGAGAAAGCACAUCCAGCUAAACUACCCAAGUAAGUGCGACGAAUGGCAAACUCCUUCGAUGAUUAACU
Messenger RNA from Colletotrichum godetiae, 2053 nucleotides. RefSeq names its product caffeine resistance protein. Lineage: Eukaryota; Fungi; Ascomycota; Sordariomycetes; Glomerellales; Glomerellaceae. Gene Ontology annotation, molecular function: transmembrane transporter activity. The record is from RefSeq and is a predicted model, not a curated record. Gene Ontology annotation, biological process: transmembrane transport. Bases 141 to 1670 code for a protein of 509 amino acids. The transcript is spliced from 3 exons.